Messenger RNA from Gavialis gangeticus (Gharial), 1839 nucleotides. RefSeq names its product gamma-aminobutyric acid type A receptor pi subunit (gene GABRP). NCBI's taxonomy places the organism in Eukaryota, Metazoa, Chordata, Crocodylia, Gavialidae. The transcript is spliced from 9 exons. Gene Ontology annotation, cellular component: membrane; neuron projection; GABA-A receptor complex. The record is from RefSeq and is a predicted model, not a curated record. Gene Ontology annotation, molecular function: GABA-A receptor activity; neurotransmitter receptor activity; extracellular ligand-gated monoatomic ion channel activity. Bases 40 to 1383 code for a protein of 447 amino acids. Gene Ontology annotation, biological process: nervous system process; chemical synaptic transmission; monoatomic ion transmembrane transport.
GUACAGGGAUUGGUGACAGCACAGAAACAACCUUGAGAAAUGUACUCCAGAUAUUUUUGCUUGUUCUGCAUGUGGCUUUUUCUUCCAACUCAAAGAAGGUGCACGCUGGGUCAAAAGACUGACGGUGACUUGCACAGCAGUGACACAACAUCCCUCCCUGGCUUUGAGAACCUCACAAUGGGAUACAACAAAUAUCUCAGGCCAUACUUUGGUGGAGACCCUGUUCAAAUAGCAAUGAGCCUGGACAUUGCAAGUAUUUCUAGUAUUUCAGAGAGUGACAUGGACUACACUGCUACAAUAUACCUGCGGCAGCGAUGGACAGAUCCCCGUCUAGUUUUUCAUGGCAACAAGAGCUUCACUCUGGAUGCCCGCCUGGUGGAAUUCCUCUGGGUACCUGACACAUAUAUAGUGGAGUCCAAAAGGUCUUUUCUGCAUGAUGUAACAGUGGGGAAUCGCCUGAUAAGAUUAUUCUCUAAUGGCACUGUCCUGUAUGCCUUAAGAAUCACAACUACUGUUGCAUGUAACAUGGACCUGUCAAAAUACCCCAUGGACACUCAGAUGUGUAAACUGCAGCUGGAAAGCUGGGGAUAUGAUGGAAAUGAUGUAGUGUUCACUUGGCUGAGGGGGAAUGAUUCAGUCCGAGGCCUGGAAAAUCUCCGUCUGUCUCAAUACACUGUGGAACAUUAUUAUACCCUAGUCACAAGGUCCCAGCAGGAAACAGGCAAUUACCCAAGACUGAUUCUACACUUUGAACUACGAAGAAAUGUCCUUUACUUCAUUUUGGAGACCUACGUCCCUUCUACUCUGCUUGUUGUCUUGUCCUGGGUUUCCUUUUGGAUCAGCCUGGAUUCAGUUCCUGCAAGAACCUGCAUUGGAGUGACAACUGUGCUGUCAAUGACAACUCUGAUGAUUGGCUCUCGGACCUCACUAUCUAAAACUAACUGUUUCAUAAAGGCCAUUGAUGUUUACCUUGGUAUCUGCUUCAGUUUUGUUUUUGGUGCCCUGGUGGAAUACGCCAUUGCUCACUACAGUUCAUCACAAAAAUGUGCAACCCAACAGCCUCAACAGGGAUCUACAAAGGAAUAUAGCAAAGAAACUGAAGAUGUUAACAUCAUUGACAUCCUCAACAGCUCUGACUCCAGCUAUAAGCGGAGCAUAAGUUUUACUAGCAUUGAGAUCUCCAGUGAUAAUGUCAGCUAUGGUGACCUAACCAUGAAGACCCACGAGAAGAUUAAGUUUGCUUUGAGGAACAAAAUGCACAGGAUCAUCAACUAUUUCACUAUUCAGAAUCCCAGCAAUGUUGAUCAUUACUCAAAAUUGUUCUUCCCUUUAUUUUUCAUGCUGGUCAACGUGUUUUAUUGGGCUUAUUAUCUUUACUUUUAAAAAAUGUCAUUUUUUGUUCUGACACUGCAAAGAUGUAGGAAUCCUGUUAUUGCUACAGUGUACCUAUGGUUUAACCUCACUGGAGUGAACACAAAACAAAAUGUUUUGUGGUAUUGCCUGUGUUGCUAAAAAGAAGCAUGGUAAUAUGUGUGGUUCCUAUUCAUUACUGUACAGAAAUAUCAGUACUUCAUCAUUUGUGGCUGCUACUAUGGUCUCCCCAUCACAGUUUUAUCAAGUCUCUGUGCUGGGGCCCAGUGCUACAAAUGUACUUGCCAAUGCAGUGCAUCCCAGUGCCUAUGCUCUAAUCUGUGUGGAAGCUUAAGCAAGAGAGCUGAAGUACUAGGAUGAUGACAAACCAUGACAGUUACUGGAAACAUUUGAGAUCAGCUUUAUUGAAAUGCCUAGUUUAGAUCCUCAAGAGCAUUUUAGAUUUUAUUUUUAUUCUGUGUUUCCAAG